AUGGCGUCCCAUGCCAUGUCGCUGCGGGACCGUCAAGUCGCUUCUAUUCAGAAGAUUCUCAACCUGAAUCAUGAUAUCCAGCCCGCUGGCGACUCCCACCACGAUGGGACUGCGAACGGCCUCAUUUCCCACUCCACCCCCAUCUUGAACGAGGAUGGCGACCCCAUAUGGAAGGUGUUGGUCUUUGAUAACAUGGGCCGCGAUGUUAUCAGCAGCGUGCUGCGAGUUAACGACCUUCGCGCGUGGGGAGUUACGAUUCAUCUAAACAUCAACUCUCCACGGUAUCCCAUCCCCGAUGUCCCAGUCGUCUACCUUGUUGAGCCGACCCCUGCCAAUAUCCAACUCAUCACGUCCGACCUUUCUCGAGGGCUCUACUCCCCCGCAUACGUGAAUUUCCUGUCCUCGGUACCGCGUCCACUUCUGGAAGACUUUGCCUCGCAAAUCGCAGCGACGGGUACGGCAGAGCAUAUCGCCCAGGUCUAUGACCAGUACUUGAACUUCAUCGUUGCCGAACCAGAUUUAUUCAGCUUGGGGCUCGGCAAUGACUGCUACUACAAGAUCAACAGCGCUCAGACGAGCGAUGAGGAUCUGGAUGAUAUCGUGGAUAAGAUUGUUAGUGGGCUGUUCAGUGUGAGCGUCACAAUGGGCAACAAGCGCCCAACUCCUGGGGUGCCUGCGUCACGGCCUGUCAUGAUCAUUGUUGAUCGGAAUGUCGAUCUCGUCCCUAUGCUUUCCCACUCGUGGACAUACCAGUCUCUCGUCCAGGACGUUCUCAAAAUGCGUCUAAAUCGCAUCACUGUCGAGACGCCGGUGGAUGAAACGAACCCCGCCAAGGGAAUGACGAAGAAGUCGUACGAUCUGAACUCGAACGACUUUUUCUGGAAGCGCAAUGCUGGCGUCCCCUUCCCCCAAGUGGCGGAAGAUAUUGACGCGGAACUAACGCGGUAUAAGGAGGACGCGAACGAGAUCACCAAGAAGACGGGCGCGUCAUCAAUUGAAGACCUUCAAAACGAUGCCAGUGCUUCUGCACAGCACCUGAAGGCCGCCAUCACGCUCCUGCCAGAGCUGCGUGAGCGCAAGGCCAUUCUCGACAUGCAUAUGAACAUUGCUACCGCUCUUCUCAAGGGCAUCAAGGACCGUCAGCUCGACAACUUCUUCCAGCUGGAAGAGAACAUUGGCAAACAGUCCAAAACGCAGAUCCUGGAGCUGAUCAACGACCCGAACAAGGGCACGGACCCGACAGACAAGCUGCGACUGUUCAUCAUCUGGUUCCUGACGACGGAGACGGAGUUGUCACGGGCCGAUCUGGCAAAGUUCGAAGAAGCCCUGACGCAAGCCGGCAACAAGGAUGUCAGCUCGAUCGCGUACGUCAAGCGCGUCCGCGAGAUCACGCAGAUGACAAUGAUGACCAGCGCGGCGAGCGGGGCGCCCCAGCAGCAAUCCUCAGACCUCUUCCGGGGAUUCUCGUCUCUCUCCAACCGACUGACGGACCGGAUCACGUCAGGCGCGCUGGGGGCCAACUUCGACUCGCUCAUCUCGGGCGUGAAGAAUUUCCUCCCGGCGAACAAGGACCUGACGCUGACGAAGAUCACGGAAUCGAUCAUGGACCCGUCCUCGGCAUCCAGCUCGGCGAUCGCCAAGACGGAGAACUAUCUCUACUUCGACCCUCGGAGCGCCAACGCGCGCGGCGCCAUGCCCCCGACGUCCGCCUCUCGGUAUGCCCAGGGCGGGUCGCAGAUGCCCGGCGGGCCCGGCAGCGCCGGACCAGGAACGGGCGCGACCUUCGGACAGCGCCGGCAGGCCUUCAACGAGGCGAUCGUUUUCACCGUGGGCGGAGGCAGCAUGGAAGAGUACGGCAACCUGCAGGACUGGGUGCGACGGACCAGCGGGCAGUCAGGCGGCGGCGGCACCAGCGGAGCCGGCGGGAGCAGUGGAGGCGGGGCCUCCUCGGCGGGCAGCCCUCGACGACGGGUGGUAUACGGCAGCACGGAGUUGAUGAAUGCGUCGGAGUUCCUGACCGAUGCACUGGCUCGAUUAGGCAAGGAGAGCUGA
Messenger RNA from Rasamsonia emersonii CBS 393.64, 2052 nucleotides. RefSeq names its product Golgi transport protein Sly1. Gene Ontology annotation, cellular component: cytosol; Golgi membrane. The transcript has 4 exons. Lineage: Eukaryota; Fungi; Ascomycota; Eurotiomycetes; Eurotiales; Trichocomaceae. The record is from RefSeq and is a predicted model, not a curated record. Bases 1 to 2052 code for a protein of 683 amino acids. Gene Ontology annotation, biological process: intracellular protein transport; endoplasmic reticulum to Golgi vesicle-mediated transport. Gene Ontology annotation, molecular function: syntaxin binding.